Messenger RNA from Astyanax mexicanus (Mexican tetra), 1771 nucleotides. RefSeq names its product claudin-4-like. Lineage: Eukaryota; Metazoa; Chordata; Actinopteri; Characiformes; Acestrorhamphidae. The record is from RefSeq and is a predicted model, not a curated record. The transcript has a single exon. Gene Ontology annotation, molecular function: structural molecule activity. Gene Ontology annotation, biological process: bicellular tight junction assembly; cell adhesion. Gene Ontology annotation, cellular component: bicellular tight junction; plasma membrane. Bases 89 to 715 code for a protein of 208 amino acids.
AAUAUCUCUGCAUCCACAGCACAGCUCUGUGAUACACUCUGCUCUGACUUGUGAUUCUCUUGGACUAAGCGGGAAGAAGUGUUGAAGAAUGGUUUCUGCUGGAAUGCAAAUGCUGGGCACGGCCCUGGCCAUCAUCGGCUGGGUCAUGACCAUCGUGGUGUGUGCUCUUCCCAUGUGGAAGGUCACAGCCUUCAUCGGACAGAACAUCGUCACAGCGCAGACCAGCUGGAUCGGCAUCUGGAUGACCUGCGUGGUUCAGAGUACUGGACAGAUGCAGUGUAAAGUCUACGACUCCAUGCUGGCCCUCGAUUCAGACAUGCAGGCCGCCCGGGCUCUCUGCGUCAUCUCCUUAUUGGUGGGCAUCGUUGGGAUCUUGCUGGCCAUGGCUGGUGGAAAGUGCACCAACUGCAUCGAAGAAGAAAGCACCAAGGCCAAGGUGGGCAUCGCGUCCGGCGUGACCUUCAUCAUCUCCGGCUUGCUGUGUCUCAUUCCUGUCUGCUGGACGGCCAACUCCAUCAUCCGGGACUUCUACAACCCACUGGUCGCCAGUGCUCAGAAGAUGGAGAUCGGAGCUUCUCUGUACAUCGGCUGGGCCGCUGCCACAUUGAUGUUGAUUGGCGGAGGCCUGCUCUGCUGUACCUGCCCACCAAAGGACAACUACUCAUCCGCCAAGUUCUCAGCCGCCAAGUCUGCAGGGUCCAAGGGUUAUGUGUGAGAGGAUUCCAAAGACAUUUUGGACUUUUUUGGACUUUUUUAUCAUUGGUCAACUGCUGGACAAGCUGCUUAUAUGUGCUUAUAUUUUUGUUACACUGCCAAACAAAGACAAGCCAGUCAUGUUACAAUAAUAAUGAUGUACAUUAUGAUUUAUAAUGGAUGACAGUGUGUGCCAAAGCAGGGUGUGGCAAUUUUUCAGAACUGAGUUUUCAAAAAUGUCAUAUUUUGUUUGUUUGUAUGUAUGUACUGUAUGUUUUUUCACAUUUCACUAGAACCUUCAUUUCAAAUGUGUCUUGUUUAGUUGCUUAUUAAAUAGUAUAUCAAUUUUACUACUUUUGAUAGAUUUGCCUUGCAUUUCUUCCAUAACAUUUUUGCUUUAUGUGUACAUAUGAAAUGCCUUCUAUUUGUUAUGUUUCUUUGUUAAUUAUUAAAGGUAAAUCAGCAAAGUGGUUUCUAUUUGAUAUAUUUUGCAUAAUAUAUCGUUUCAUCAUUAUUAUUGCAAUGUGGGCAUUGGCAUGAGUCAAGUACAGCAAAUUUAUAGCAAAAUUUGAACCCCUUUUUACUGCUGAAUAUAAAAUAUAUUUGAGACAGGUUAUAUCUGGCCAACAUGUUUUAUUUUACUUAUAUUUGAUACUCAAAUACAAUAAUUUGAUAAUAACUGUGACAUAUAAUGUUUUAAUUGCAGUAUACUACAGCAUGUAAUAUAUAUAUAGCAAUACCAUUUUUCCAGUAUCAUGCAGCACUAGUUUCAAUAAAUGUAAAACUGCUUCCAGAGUGACCUGGAGAAGUUUAUGCAAACAAUAAAGCAAAUCCGCACUUAUUAUUAUUAAAAUACAGGUUAUGUAGCCACUGUAGAUACUUUGCUUAUUUUUUUAAAGAUAAAAUUCCUUUUUUUCUUAAAAGUACAGUACAGAUUUGUACUCAAAAGAGUGCAAAUCUUGUUUCUGGGUCUGUAUCUUAUAUUAAGGUACAAUAGAGUACCUUUCAGAGAAAUCUUUUUUUUUAACCCAUUUUUUUUUGUACCAGAUAAAGAUUAUAAACAUUAUCAUCAACUGAA